CCAGCCCCUGCCAAGAGGCAGCAGCAAGCUGUCCGGUGCCGUGGACCUGGGCCACGGAACCCAAUGAGGUCACAAGGGCUGGCUACAGACAGGAACUUUCUGGAUGUCCAGCCUGGAGACUGCUUAUGACAGAGCGGAUAAAAAGAGUUGGGGCCUGUGACAGAAAGGGGUGCCAGUGUGCUUGGGGGGCGUAUAUAUUCCAGCUCCUCCAGGCAUGAGCCACGCGGAUGGGAGAUGGCCAUAGAAGGUGCUAGAAAACUACACUCACCCAUCUCACCCCGUUUCCUGCUGUGCCCCCCACCCGUCCACAUCAGCCCAAAGACCGCGGUCAGCCCGCUCCCGCUCCCGCUCCCAACAGGCUCCCUGACUGUCUCGAGACUGGGUGGGAACCUCGUCCUCCCAGCGGGUCCCUCGGCGCCCUCCACACCCCGCACCGCUGUCACCUGCCGCCUGAGUGUCCCCCGAGGCAGUGACACAGGAGAAACAGGCACGAUGGACACCGAGUCCUCGGACAGGAGUCCGAACCCAUCGGAAGGCAGCGUUCUGCGCACUGAAAACCUGAGCUACUGGACCACGAGGCGCGACGGCGAGGUGCGGCUCCGGCGGGGCAGGGUCUCGAGUGACCAGCAGGCGCCGCUCACCGUGCACGACAUGGUCAUGCACUCGGCCACACGGUACGGCAACUACAUCGCGCUCGGCACCAAACGCAGGAACCAAUGGCACCUGCUCACCUACAUCCAGUACUACGAGCUGUGUCGCCGCGCCGCAAAGGGCUUCCUCAAGCAGCUGGGCCUGCGGCGCUUCCACACCGUGGGCAUCCUGGGGCUCAACUCGCAGGAGUGGGUGAUCGCCAGCAUUGGGGCCAUCAUGGCCGGAGGCAUCUGCGUCAGCAUCCUGCCCACCACCUCCUCGAAAGCCUACCAGGUCAUCGCCAGGAGCUCUGAGAUAAACGUGCUGGUGGUGGACAGCAGUAAACAGCUGCAGAAGAUCAGCCAGGUCCAGAGCUCCCUGAGGCACCUCAGGGCCAUCGUGCAGUACAAGGAGGCCAUCGAAACCCAGCAGCCCAACCUGUACUCGUGGCAAAAGUUCCUGGACCUCGGCGGCCACAUCUCGGAUGAGAGGCUGGACAGCAUCAUCGACGCCCAGAAGCCAAACCAGUGCUGCGCCUUGGUCUACAGCCUGGUGGCCACGGGUCCCCCCAAGAUCAUAAUGCUCAGCCACGACAACAUCACCUGGACCACGGCGGCCACCGUGCAGAGCCUGGGUUACAAGCACCCGCCCAGGGGGCAGGAGGUGCUGGUGAGCUACCUGCCGCUCAGCUAUGCCAGCGCGCAGAUCCUGGACAUGUGGGUGGCCAUCGCCGUGGGCGGCACCCUCUACUUCUCUCCUCAGGACGCCGAGAAGCUGGGAGACAUCCCGCACCCGCCCGGAGCUGGCUACCUGACGGACCUGCUGCGGGAGGUGCGGCCCACCACGUUCCUGGCCACCCCGUGGAUGUGGGACCGGAUGAUGGACGGGCUCAGGACCAGCCAGCUGGCGUCCACGGUCCUGCGCCAGCGCAUCGACGCCUGGGCCAUGGACGUGGGGCUAAGAACCAACAAGAAGCGCAUGUUCGGGGAGCUGCAUUCCUCGCUGAACUUCCGCCUGGCCAAGAAGCUGACCUUCAGGCGCGCCCGGAAGCUGCUGGGCCUGGGCCACUGUGAGAGGUUUCUCAGCACCGGUGUGGGGCUGUCCAGGGCCACGCUGGACUUCUUCCUCAGCCUCGACAUCCCCAUCUACGAGCUCUACGGCCCGUCCGAGUGCACGGGCGUCCACUCGCUGGCCACAGGCCAGGACUUCCGGCUGCUGAGCUGUGGGAAGGGGCUCCCCAGCACCCGCACCAAGGUGGUCGAGGAGGACGAGGAGGGCAUCGGGAGCAUCAACAUCUGGGGCCGGCACGUCUUCAUGGGAUACCUCGGCGACCAGGAGGCCACCGUCAAGAAGACGGACGGCUACGGCUGGCUGCACUCUGGCGACCUGGGCUUCCUGGAUGUGGAUGACUUCCUCUACAUCAAGGGCAACAGUGGGGACAUCAUCACGCUGAGCUCAGGGAGGAUGGUGAACCCGAACCCCAUCGAGGAGCGGGUGAAGGAGCACAUCCCCCUGGUCCGCGGCGUCCUGGUGGUGGGCCAGGACGCACCCCACCUGUGCGCCCUCCUCACGCUCAAGUGCCAGGUGAACUGGGAGACGGGGGUGCCCCGCAAGGCACUGACCAGCGAGGCGGUGGCACUGUGCCGGAGACUGGGGAGCCAGGCCACCAGGCUGGAGGACAUCGUCCACAACAACGACCCGGUCAUCGCUGAGUUCAUCCGCAAAGGCAUGGAGGCCGUGAACGCCGAGGCGCCCUCUGAGAGCGCCAGGGUUGUCCAGUGGGCCGUGCUGGACACAGACUUCUCGGUGGGCGGCGGGGAGCUCGGAGUCACCUCGAGACUGAAGAGGGCGACUAUUUUGAAGAUGUACCAAGCCGAAAUCGAGAGCUUCUACAAGGACUAGGGACACCUCUAGAGGCCAGGAGAGGCCCUGGGCAGCUCUGCCCCUCACGGGGGCCUUAGGAGGCCCAGAUGCGGCCUUUUGACCCUGCCACCACGGCCACAUGACAUCGGGGGACCUGUUCCCGGGGGACAGUGGCCCUGUGGGGACUCUGGUUGGAAGCAUCAAGCCCCUCUUCGGGCUCUGCCUUCCAGCAGGAAAGAAUAAUAAAAUCAGCUCCCUGAAGCGGGUCCUCAGCCCGGA
Messenger RNA from Cavia porcellus (domestic guinea pig), 2772 nucleotides. Its product is annotated as long-chain-fatty-acid--CoA ligase ACSBG2-like. Gene Ontology annotation, cellular component: membrane; endoplasmic reticulum. Lineage: Eukaryota; Metazoa; Chordata; Mammalia; Rodentia; Caviidae. The record is from RefSeq and is a predicted model, not a curated record. Gene Ontology annotation, molecular function: long-chain fatty acid-CoA ligase activity. The coding region runs from base 235 to 2532 and encodes 765 amino acids. The transcript is spliced from 13 exons.